ACCUUUUUGAAUGGAAGUUUGUAGCUCCUGUGGUGUCGAUAGUACACGAGACCACAAGUACAAGUGUAUAUCCAUUCUCGCACAUCUUCUUCUGAGGCUCUAGCUCCUUAGUGCUUUGUGUUUCUGAAGACACCCUUCGUUUUGCUACGUUGCUGGCGCCACCGUCGCAGCCGACCACAGUCCACAGCUAUCAUGGCCGAGCCCGGCAAGGUCGUGCGGUGGCGGCAGAGGGCGUUCUCUAACUUGGGGUCGGUGUUCACCAACUUCGGUUCGCUGUGGUUCCUCCUGGCGCCGCUGGCGUCGCUGCUCGCGACCUACGCGCCGCGCCGGCUGUUCCAGACCUACUUCAACCUCUUCCUCCGCCGGCGCGUCCGGCGGCUGCUCAACGUCGUCGACCCCUACACCACCGUGGACAUCUCGGAGCCCGGCACCGACUUGCGCUACUCCAGAUACGGCCCCGUGACCGACAACGACAGCACCUACGAAGAGGUCAAGGCGUACCUGAGCGGCGCGUGCUCGCAGGACGCGCGCGAGCUCCGCGCCGAGGGCGCCAAGGAGGGCGACGGCCUCGUCAUCAGCAUGCGCGACGGCCAGGACGUCGCCGACGAGUACCAGGGGGCCUCGCUGUGGUGGUCGUCGGUGUUGGAGGAGGACAAGCAGCGGACGGUCAAGCGACGGUGCCAGCGCCUCACGUUCCACCAGCGCAACCGCCGGCUCGUCGUCGAUGAGUACCUGCCGCACGUCCGCCGUCAAGGCCGCGAGAUCCUCUUCAGCAACCGCCGGCGCAGGAUCUACACCAACAACAAAUCAAUGGACUCCUUCAGGAGCGAUUCCAAGGCAUGGAGCUACAUCAACUUCGAUCACCCGACGACGUUCGAGACGUUGGCCAUGAACCUGGCCAAGAAGCGGGAGAUAAUGGAGGACCUCGACGCGUUCCGGAACAACAGAGACUUCUACCAGCGCACCGGCAAGCCUUGGAAGCGCGGCUACCUCCUCUACGGCCCGCCGGGCACCGGCAAAUCCACCAUGAUCGCCGCCAUGGCCAACUACCUCGACUACGACAUCUACGACGUCGAGCUCACCGUGGUGAGUAGCAACCUCGACCUCCGGAAGCUCCUGAUCGAGACCACCAGCAAGUCCAUCAUCGUCAUCGAGGACAUUGACUGCUCCGUCGACUUCACCGGCGACCGAGCCGCACAGCGACGACCGCGUCACGACAGGUACAGGGACGAUAGGCCCCGCGACACGGUGACCCUGUCCGGCCUGCUCAACUUCAUCGACGGUCUGUGGUCGGCGUGCGGCGGCGAGCGGAUCGUCGUGUUCACCACGAACCACGUAGACAAGCUCGACCCGGCGCUGAUCCGGCGCGGCAGGAUGGACAUGCACAUCGAGAUGUCCUACUGCGGCUUCGAGGCGUUCAAGACCCUCGCCAAGAACUACCUCGACAUCGACGCGCACCAGCUUUUCGGCUCCGUUGAUGAGAUACUGCGGGAGGUGGACCUCACGCCGGCCGAUGUCGCCGAGUGCCUCAUGACGGCCAAGCGUGCAGGCUCCGGCGAGCCUUCUUCCUGUCUUGAGAUUUUGAUCGACGAGCUUAAGAAGAGGGCAGAGGAGAAGGCAAAGGCCGAGGCAGAGGCGAAGGCAAAGGCUGAUGCAGAGGCGAAGGCAAAGGCUGAUGCAGAGGCGAAAGCAAUGGCGGAGGCAGCGGCCAAAUUGGACCGUGCCGAUCUACGGGAAGAGGAUGGUGCAAAAUAUUUCUGAGAUGUGAGGACACUGGAGAAUUUAGGAAUAAGAAAUAUAUUGUUAACAAUGCUCACCUAGAUGUAUUUUUACGAAUAUGCGUAUUCAGAUAACUCAGCUAUAUCAAAGUUCACAUUUAACAGAA
Molecule: messenger RNA, 1885 nt
Organism: Phragmites australis (common reed)
Lineage: Eukaryota; Viridiplantae; Streptophyta; Magnoliopsida; Poales; Poaceae
Product: AAA-ATPase At3g28610-like
Exons: 2
Coding region: 193-1761 (522 amino acids)
Molecular function (GO): ATP hydrolysis activity; ATP binding
Source: RefSeq, a predicted model, not a curated record